Hippocampus comes (tiger tail seahorse) is the source of this 1290-nucleotide messenger RNA. It is a transcript of the gene snip1, whose product is annotated as Smad nuclear interacting protein. The coding region runs from base 206 to 1273 and encodes 355 amino acids. NCBI's taxonomy places the organism in Eukaryota, Metazoa, Chordata, Actinopteri, Syngnathiformes, Syngnathidae. Gene Ontology annotation, molecular function: protein binding. The transcript has 4 exons. The record is from RefSeq and is a predicted model, not a curated record.
CCGAUUGCGACAAGCGCUGAUUCGCCGAGAUGUAUUUCCCGAGCUCCCACCGGAAGCGGAAGUAAAGAAGCCAUAACGUUAAGCUAGCUCCACUGCUCCUCGUUAAGUUUGUUGUCGAGAAAAUGAUCAUCAACACCUAAGCCGAGGCGCUUUACAACUUUUUUUUAUUUUUAUUUUUUUGAGCGAUUCUUUUCCCGGAAGGCAAAUGGCCAAAGAAAAACGACACAAGAGAAGAGACUCGCCCGAAGUGAAAACGAAGGUGAAACAAGAGAAGCUAAGCCCCGCGAGGCCGCACAAAACACGACGCUCGCCCAAUGACAACAGAAGGAGAGCCAGCAGGUCGCCUGUCAGGACGAGGGACGACCGCUCGAACGGCAGGAGAGAGGCGUCCUCCCCUGGCCGGCGAGGCAGCAGAUCCCCUCGGAGGAGAAGUCCUCAUCGCAGUGCCGAUGUCAAGUUAAAGCGGGAGCGCGACGAGCAGCGUUCCGGUGGAGAAGAGCAGAGAAGACGAAACGAGCAGCCGCAGGAAAAGCGCGGCAGGGCGGAAUUGGAGCGGCCGCAUGAAAGCGAGCGCAACGGCGACAGACGCAGGGAACGGGACGCCGCCGCCUCGCAGCAAGCGGAGCGACGGCACCACGACGAGCAACGGCGGGAAAAGCGUCGACGGCGCGAAGAGAACCAGGAAGUGGACUUCGGCCAUCCGGAGGGCUCCGGCGACAGCCCGACGGACCCCCCCCACGCCGACAAGGAGAAGCCCAAUUUCGGCCUGUCGGGGGCGCUGACGGAAGACACCAACACGUUCCGCGGAGUGGUGAUCAAGUACAACGAGCCGCCCGAGGCGCGCGUUCCCAAGCGCAGGUGGCGGCUCUACCCGUUUAAGAACGACGAGCAGCUUCCCGUCAUGUACAUUCACCGACAGAGCGCCUAUCUGUUGGGGAGACAGCGGAAAAUUGCAGACAUUCCCAUCGAUCACCCGUCCUGCUCCAAGCAGCACGCGGUAUUCCAGUACAGAGUGACGGAGUUCACCCGAGCGGACGGCACCACGGGCCGUCGGGUGAGACCUUACAUCAUCGACUUGGCCUCGGGCAACGGCACUUACCUGAACAACCAGCGCAUUGAGGCGCAGCGCUACUACGAGCUCAAGGAGAAGGACGUGCUCAAGUUCGGCUUCAGCAGCCGCGAGUACGUCCUGCUGCACGAGUUCUCCGACACCAGCGAGGUGGACGCCAAGGAGGAACCCGAAGAAGAGGAGGACGAAGGCCUGGAUGAGUAAAAAAAAAAAAAAAAAAA